GAAACCGUCGCAACCGUGCUCAGCGGGUUGGCAUUGGUGUUGACGCGAGACCGAACAAACGAGUUUUCUUCUUCUUGCUGUUAGUUUGAGGAAUUGGUAAGAUACAUUGGUGGAAUAGUUUUCUGUGUGUGCGCUGGUGGAUUUUUUAUGGAUUCUAUACUGUACGCGUUGGAUAAAGUGUAAUCUUGUGCAAUGUGAUUAACUGUGUACAGCCUAAAUCGAAGGUGGGCACCGCGAAACGCUAGUUGUAUGACCCGUUUAAAUGUACUCGGUACCGUUCAACAGCAAAAGCAACGGAACGGAAACAAAAGAAUGAAGGAAAUGCUUCGAGAUUGAGAUACACGCUCCAGUCAACCAUCAGCUCGUCUUUGCCUGCCCAUCAAUCAAUACAGCAACGUACUUAGAAUGUUUCAGACGGGAUAGUGAUUAAAAGUGAUACGAAGAAAAAAAAAUCCUUUUUCCAUUGGUUAAAAUUCCACAUACCACAGGCUAAGAACAAUUCUAUGGUGCAUUUGUGUGCAUCGCGUUAAGAAGGUUGGUGCAGGUUUCAGUGUGUACGUGCGCACGCUGCUCAAGACGCGUUGAAUGCUUCUGGGAGCGUAUGUACCCUGUACGUAGGUGUGUGUGUGAGUGUGAUGCUGCUGCUAUGCUUGCGUUGAUCUAUGCUGUCAAUAGUUUUGCCUGUGUGAUGUUCGUAGAGCGAGAUUUGGAAAGGAAAAUGCAGUGCUGAUUUAAAUUACCUUCGGCAGCAGUGCUUCAUCACCCAGUCGUCGCUCGUUAUUGUAAAUCUUGCGACGCGCGAAUAAUUGUAAGCUUUAAGCGGGGCCAUUUCCCAUGCCCCUUUCUGACACUCGGUGUGGUGUUCUAGGGCACAGUGCAGUUGGGCGUUUCUUCCCGUACUUAAGUAUGCCAGUGCGAGAUCGUACGGUAGAUAGAACAAACUAUGGUACAGUAGCCAUCUAAACCCACCCCCAUUGCACCAACUACGUCUGGGCCGUGUUCCGAAACAGCGCGCAAAGCACGGCAAAUGGAACGGGACAGUCAGCCUUCUUCAGGGUCGCAAUGCAGCGAUCAACCCCAGCCGCCAGCAAAAAUGUUCCAGGAAAAAAUCCAGCGGUACGUGCGUCACACAGCACCCGUACUGCGCUGGUGGAUAGCUGCCAGACAGGACGGGCUGCCCGCCGUCACUACCUGCACAAAAGCCCACCAGUCGCGGAGACGGCCGCGCGGUCGGCGGCGAACGCCUGCAUGGGGCGGCGGUGCGGCGAGAUUGUUCUCGGCGAUGACGACGGUUUCGAUGCACUUGCUGCUGAUGCUGCUGCUGUGCGUGAGUCGAGAUUCCACCGCCGGGUCGGUGAGCGCGUACAGCUUGUCACCGGGUAAGGAUAUCAAAUAUACUCAACUUCAAGCGCCACGGUUUACCACCCAGCCAUCGUCAUCCGGUUCGAUUGUGAAUGAGGGCCGAACGAAGAUCCUGCAAUGCCACGCUUUGGGUUUCCCGCAGCCUACCUAUCGUUGGCUAAAAAAUGGCGUCCCAGUAGGAAACUUCAGCAGCAGCCAAUAUUUGAAGAUAUUAAAUAUUACGCGAGAUGAUGCCGGUUCUUACCAGUGCGAGGCGUCCAACAAGGCUGGCACCAUCUUCAGCGAAAAAAUUGACGUUGUUGUUGCCUAUAUGGGCGUGUUUGUUGAUCAGUCGGAAAGCAUAAUAUCGGUAGCGUCGGGCUAUCCGGCUAUACUAAACCUUUCCUUCAUUGAGUCCGUCCCGUCUCCCUCGGUUACCUGGCAAACCGACGAAGGGCCGCUAGAGUAUAACAUCAAAUAUGCGCAAACGUCUAGCAACCAGCUCAUCAUCCUGAGCGCCGACGAGGGAGACAUUCGCGCAUACCGUGCACGUGCCUUCAAUACUCAAAUCGGUCGCGAAGAAAGCACCGGUUUCGUGCGGCUGAAUGUGACCGGCAACCCGUACACCGAGAUUGCGCCGGAGAUUAUUGUGCACCCGCAGAACACGAAGGUGGUCCGGGGCGCGCAGACGGUCGAGCUGGAGUGCAUUGCCAACGCACGACCGCUGCACGAGCUCGAAACCAUAUGGCUGAAGGAUGGUAUACCGAUCGAAAACACUGGCAUCCAUUACACGCAAACCGAUCCGUGGAACCGUACAGUCACACUGCUGCAUGUCAACCUGACGCACACCGGUGAGUACACCUGCCAGGUGCAGAUGCGCACCGGCGGCCAUCCGAUCGUGUUCUCCAUGGCGCAGGUAACGGUGCAGGAGCCACCGACGUUCGUGACGCCGUUGCGCACUGAAACGUUGGGCGAGUACGGAUCGCGCACUGUGCUGGCGUGCGAUGUGAUCGGUGAACCGCUGCCUAAAAUAACGUGGUUCAAAAACGCCUGGCCCAUCGAACAAGUGGCUGGCCGGUACACGGUACAGGACGAUAACUCGCUAGAAAUCUACAAGCUGGGCAUGGACGAUACGGCUAUGUUUCAAUGUCUAGCAACGAACGAAGCGGGUGAAAAGUCUGCUUACACUUGGCUUAAAGUAAAAACUUCAAUCCCCUUUAUGGAGAUUCCGCCGGUGAAUCAAACGAUUCUUGAUGGGAAAGAUGCAACGAUGAACUGCCGAGCAAUUGCAGCUCCCACACCCAGCAUCCAAUGGAUAUUCAAUGAUACAUAUCCCAUAGAGACUUCCUCGCGGAUGCAGAUACUGGAUUCGGGGGAUUUGCUAAUUUCGAACGUGCGUGAAACAGAUGGUGGCCUUUACACAUGUAUAAGAGAAAAUGAAGCCGGUCGUGUGAUAGGAUCCGGUUAUUUGACUGUUCUAGUUCGUACGCAAAUCAAUCGCCCACCCGCUGAUACGACCGUGCUACUUGGACAUUCGGCUGCACUGGAGUGUGGCGUUUCCAGUGAUCCCACUGUGCCUUACAACAUCGAUUGGUAUCGGGAGCCCAAUCGGCUGCCGAUCAAAAACAGUCAACGGAUUGGAGUAAAAAAGGAUGGCACUCUCGAGAUUACUGAGGUGCGUCCCUCGGACGUUGGCCAGUAUUCCUGCAUUGUAACGUCCCCCGGUGGCAAUGAAACGCGCUCAGCAAGGCUGAGUGUCAUCGAGCUGCCAUUCGCUCCGUCCAACGUGCAAGCAGUGCGACUGACCACACCGCAGAACCGCGCCAUCAACGUGUCCUGGACUCCCGGGUUUGAUGGUAACAGCAAGAUAAUUAAAUUUAUUAUUCAGCGCCGCGAGGUACCGGAGCUUGGCCCACUGCCAGACCCUCUGCUGAAUUGGGUGACCGAGGUAGCUAACGUAUCUGCGCAAGCAAAAUGGAUGCUGUUGACGAACUUGAAAGCGGCAACUGCGUAUCAGUUCAGGAUCAGCUCUGUAAACCGAGUCGGUGAAGGUUCACCAUCCGAUCCGAGUAACGUGGUGAAGCUACCCCAGGAAGCUCCGUCCGGUCCGCCAGUAGGAUUUGUUGGUUCAGCGCGUUCCUCGACGGAAAUCAUUAUACAAUGGCAGCCACCGCUUGAAGAGCACCGCAACGGACAGAUCCAUGGCUAUAUUAUACGGUAUCGACUUUUUGGAUACAAUGAGAGCCCAUGGAACUAUCGUAACAUCACGAACGAGGCUCAACGCAACUAUCUCAUUCAAGAGUUGAUCACCUGGAAAGACUACGUGAUCGAAAUUGCCGCAUAUAACAACAUGGGCGUUGGCGUGUACACUGACGGGGCCAAAAUCAAAACGAAGGAAGGUGUACCGGAGGCACCACCCACAGGCGUGCGGGUACAAGCAAUCAACUCCACCGCAAUCCGUAUCUGGUGGACGCCUCCCAACCCGCAGCAAAUCAAUGGUAUUAACCAGGGCUAUAAACUGCAAGCCUGGCGCUAUGAAAAGCCUCCGACUCUCGGCGCUGGUGGAGGUGGUACAGUAGCGUCGGGUACGGGUGAUGACGGCAACGAGCUGAUCGAGACGGAGAUGAAGGUGCUUACCGUGCCGCCCAACUUGCUGGACCCGCUGGCCGAACAAAGCGAAGUGCUGAGCGGGCUGGAAAAGUAUACCGCGUACAAUAUCACUGUGCUGUGUUUUACCGACCCGGGCGAUGGCGAACGAAGCGUCCCGGUGGCGGUACAAACGCUCGAAGACGUGCCCGACGAGGUGAGCUCGUUGCAGUUCAGUGGCGUCUCCGAUCGGGAGGUGACCGUAACGUGGGACCCACCACGACGCACCAAUGGUGUACUGCUGGGCUAUCAGAUCCGUUACUAUGUCAAGGAUCUGCCAGAAACAGCCCGGUUCGUUAAUUUAACAGCAACUCAGACGCGCUUCAAGGUGACGCAUCUGACGGCGACUACGCAUUACACGUUUGAGGUCAGCGGGUGGACGGUGGUAGGUGCUGGGCCACCAAAAGUUGCCACCAUACAGUCCGGCAUCGAGCCCGUGCUGCCCCAUCCACCCUACCAGCUCGCACUGUCGAAUAUUGAGGCGUUCUCGGUGGUUAUCCAGUUCACUCCCGGCUUCGACGGCAACUCGUCCAUCACGAGCUGGAUUGUGGAGGCACAGACGGCAAGGAAUCUCACGUGGUUUGUUGUGCACGAGCUGCAGGACCCGGACGCAUCUACCGUGACCGUGCUAGGCUUGACGCCCUUCACAACCUACCGGCUGCGCAUCAUCGCCUGCAACGUCGUGGGCCGAUCGGAGCCAUCGGAAGCGACGAAGGAUUUUCAAACGAUUCAGGCGCGCCCGAAACACCCGCCGUUCAACGUGACGGUGCGAGCGAUGAGUGCCACCGAGCUGCGGGUGCGCUGGAUACCGCUGCAGCAAACGGAGUGGUACGGCAAUCCGAGAGGGUACAACAUAACGUAUCGCAACAUUCACGAAAGCGAGACAUUUGGAGCGUCCGAGUCGCUCGCCACAAGCCUGGAAGAUUCCGAGAAAAGCAUCUGGUCGUCUGGGCGCAGCGUGGUGAUCGAAGACCCUACCGCCAACUCGCACGUGCUGGAUGGAUUGGAGGAGUGGUCGGUGUACGAGAUCGCUAUGACAGCGGUGAACGAGGUGGGCGAAUCCAUUGACAGCCCACACGCCUUUGAACGUACCCGCGAGGCCGUACCUUCGAUGGGACCGGCCGGGGUAGAAGCUAAUGCCACCUCGUCCACGACCAUCGUAGUGCGCUGGACGGAAGUACCGAAAGUGCAUCGUAACGGCCAGAUCGAAGGCUACCGUGUGUACUACGGGUCCGUGGCCGGCCGGACGCCGGUGCUCCACAAAACCAUUGCCAACAACUACACCUUCACGACGACGCUAACCGAGCUGAAAAAGUUUACCCAGUACGACAUUCAGGUCCUUGCGUACACUCGCCUAGGCGAUGGUGCACUCUCCACGCCGCCUGUGCGCAUUCAAACGUUCGAAGACUCGCCCGGCGCACCGUCGAACGUGUCGUUUCCGGAUGUGUCGUUCAGCAUGGCGCGCAUCAUAUGGGACGUGCCGGAGGAACCGAACGGCGAAAUUUUGGCCUACCGUGUGACGUACCUAUUGAACGGUUCCCAGAAUCUUAACUUCACGCAAGAAUUUCCACCCUCGGAUCGCACGUUUCGGGCCACCCAGCUGCUCGCCGAGCGCUAUUAUCUGUUCAGCGUGACUGCGCAGACCCGGCUAGGGUGGGGGAAGACGGCGGCCGCCCUUGUCUACACCACGAACAACCGGCAGAUUCCGCAAGCGCCCUCGGCUCCGCAAAUUUCACGGUCGCAGGUUCAGUCGGAGCAGAUCACCUUCAGCUGGACGCCCGGGCGAGAUGGGUUUGCUCCACUGCGCUACUACUCGGUACAGCUGCGCGAAAACGAAGGCUCCUGGAUGCUGAUACCGGAGCGCGUUGAUCCGGACGUAACGUCGUACACGGCGACCCGGCUCAAACCGCACACUUACUACCAGUUCCGCAUACAGGCGACGAACGAUCUUGGCCCUUCUAGCUACAGUCGGGAGAGCGUUCAGAUUCGGACGCUGCCUGCCGCUCCAUCGGAAGGCAUAACGGGGUUGAAGGUGGUCCCAAUCACUACCACAAGCGUCCGCGUGCAGUGGGUAGCGUUGCGCCCUAGCGCAUGGAAUGGUGACGCCGAGACGGGUGGUUAUCGCAUACUCUAUCAACCGUUGUCCGACUUUCCCUCCACACUGCAGAGCACACCCAAGAUGGAUGUGCUAGGCGUGAAUCAGGUUUCGGCUGUAUUGGUCGACCUGACGCAGGAUCGCAAUUACGAAAUCAUCCUGCAACCGUUCAACUCGCAAGGCUCGGGACCACCAUCGUCCCCAGUGGCGGUUUACGUCGGGGAAGCCGUCCCAAUCGGUGAACCGCUCGACAUCGAAGGGAAAGCAAUUUCAUCGACCGAAGUGUCGUUGCGCUGGAAUCCCCCGCAGCAGAACACUCAGAAUGGAGAGCUACUGGGCUACAAGAUAUUUUACCUAGUGACCGACUCAUCCACGCAAGAUCUCGAUCCGGUACCGGCUGCUGGUGGAAUUAACAAUGGAAGCGUCGCGCGGCGGAACAAACCGCCCGAGGAAGAGAUUGAGGUGGUGCCUGCUUCAUACAACACGCACAAUCUUGUGUUUCUCGACAAGUAUACCGAGUACCGUAUUCAGAUACUAGCCUUCAACCCGGCCGGCGAUGGGCCGCGGUCUGCUCCGAUAACCGUAAAGACAAUGGCUGGCUUGCCUGGACCUCCAACGCAGCUACACUUCUCGGAUAUCACGAUGAACAGUCUUACGGUGAGCUGGGAUUUGCCGCGCAAGCGCAACGGACUUAUAGUCGGUUAUAUCGUAGCGUACGAAACAACCGAGGACAAUGAAAAAUUCAGCAAACAGGUGAAACAGAAGGUGACCGGUACGAGCCUGAUCGUGCAGAACUUGGAGGAAGAGGUGACCUACACGUUUACAGUACGCGCGCAAACCAUCGACUACGGACCGGCAAUCAGUGGCAAUGUGACGACCGGGCCGCAGGAAGGUUCGCCGGGCUCACCCCGGGAUCUUAUGAUCUCAAAGUCGCAGGCCAGUGUGCAGAUGCACUGGAUCAAUGGGCAAUCGGGCAAGGGCCCCAUUCUUGGGUAUUACAUCGAGUCGAAGAAAAGAGAUGAUCUGCGCUGGGAAACUGUGGCACGUUCAACAAACGGACCGAUUCAAGAGUUCACUGUCAGUUUCCAGAAUCUCUUACCAUCAACCGCGUAUAAGUUCCGAGUAAUCUCAUACAACCGUUACGGUAUAAGCUGCCCCGUAUAUUCAGACGAUGCUGUUCUUACACCUUCGAAGCUAUAUCUGGAAUACGGCUACCUACAGUUGAAACCCUUCUACAGGCAAACUUGGUUUAUGGUAGCACUAGCGGCUACUUCUAUCGUGAUAGUCAUCAUGGUCAUCGCUGUCUUAUGCGUUAAGAGCAAAAGUUACAAGUAUAAGCAAGAAGUUCAGAAAACACUAGAAGAAUCGAUUGCAAUGUCCAUCGACGAACGGCAGGAGUUGGCCCUCGAGCUUUAUCGCUCGCGCCAUGGUGUGUCAGCGAACGGUGCAUCAAAUGGACUUACCGGUGUAUCCGGUACAAUGAUCCACAGUACGCUAGGCCGGCGUACUGGCACAAUACUCAGCAGAAAGGGCGGCGGGGGAGGAUGUUCGAGCACGGCAGCUGCAGCAGCAGCCGCCGCAUCGUUGGGCAAGUCCCCGCCCCGGCCCUCACCUGCCUCCGUUGCCUACCACAGUGAUGAGGAGAGUUUGAAGUGUUACGACGAAAAUCCCGAUGAUAGCAGCGUCACAGAGAAACCGUCCGAAAUGAGCUCCAGUGAUUCGCAGGCAUCGGAAAGCGAAAACGAAAGUGUCCGCUCGGAUCCGCACUCAUUCGUAAACCAUUACGUAAACAACGAUCUGUUGCGGCAGUCCUGGAAGCGGCAGAAACCGGUGCGCAAUUAUUCUAGCUACACCGACUCAGACCCCGAAGGCUCGGCGGUGAUGAGUCUGAACGGGGGCCAAAUUAUAAUGAAUAAUAUGGCACGGUCGCGGGCUCCCUUGCCUGGCUUCAGCUCCUUUGUGUGAGAAUUUUGUGAUUGCCAACUUGGUCCACGCCAUGGUUUUCUGCUCCCCAUGAAAAUAUGCUAGCAAAUUGGCAAAUUACUUCCCGUCAGCGUGUAAACAAGGGCAGCACCAGUAGAACCAGUUCAAUGGUCAUACAGUUGCUGCAUUCUGAUACCAAUCAAGUAUCACGGUUUUUGGACCAGGGUUAUGAACAAAUAUCAGCCUAGGCGCUUUUCUCAAAUUAUUUGUUUUGAAUAUCCUUUUUUUACAAUAGAAUACAUAUAGCAUAGGCUACAUAGCAUAUUGAAACCAGGGCGACUUUUUCCGGAUAGACUGUUAUUUGGUAGCAUCAAUAGUGUGCAGUACAGUUUCCCUUAUAGAUGAGAAAACCGAAAUUUUACGCUUACGUUUGUAAAAAACGUAUUGAACAUACAUGUCAAAUCUAUAUUUUAUCUCCUUACAAGCACAAAACUAGUUUGGAUUUUUCGGUUUUUAGCUUUGCGAGUUCAAUCAAUAUUUGUUUUAGUUAAUCUUUUCGAAUGCACAACCAAUAAGUAAUUGUUUGCAUUUUUUUAAGGCUGAACAAAACCUGCCAGAAAGAGAAAGUCUUAUUUCGUGUGUAGUUUUAUAUCGAGCGUUGACAUUAGCUUAGUCGCCAAUAUAGCAUUUAAAAUGAGUAUCUCUGACAUGAACUUCCGUAGAAGUUGCCUAUCAAUCAAACAAACUGUUUGCAUUUGGCAAAGUUGCUACUGUUGCUACUAUUACUGCUACCGCGAAAUAGGAAACCCUAGGAAAUUAUAGACGAUGAUUAGCAUUAUACAAAUUAUUGUACUGUCCCUUUGUCAGGCUGGCUGCAGCUACUUACAUACUUAGAAAUGAACUAUGUGAUAAUCGUACUACUUAAGGAUUUUAAAACAACGACAAUCGAGCUCUAGCAUCUUUACGGUGGUAUCUCCUGCCUUUUCUGAUCCCGUAUUUUGUCAUCAUGGUUCAAGUUUUCAGAUGCCAAUUUUGCGUUGCACUAAUCAAAAAACAAACAAAAAAAAAGUAUUUGCGAUUGCGGACCUAUACACAACAUAUUACUUUAUUGAAAAGAUCUAUGUUUUACACUAGACUUAUAAAUUUUAUCUAGUAUAUGUCUAUAUUAAAUGUGAAUAUUUGCAACCUAAGAAAGCCAUUUUCAUACAUGAAAUAUACAAAUAAACUUGGGACGGAAGAACCGUCUGAGGCUUUUA
Messenger RNA from Anopheles arabiensis, 9261 nucleotides. RefSeq names its product protein sidekick (gene sdk). Gene Ontology annotation, molecular function: protein binding. Bases 1028 to 8047 code for a protein of 2339 amino acids. The transcript has 13 exons. The record is from RefSeq and is a predicted model, not a curated record. NCBI's taxonomy places the organism in Eukaryota, Metazoa, Arthropoda, Insecta, Diptera, Culicidae. Gene Ontology annotation, biological process: cell-cell adhesion.